Molecule: messenger RNA, 4165 nt
Organism: Nilaparvata lugens (brown planthopper)
Lineage: Eukaryota; Metazoa; Arthropoda; Insecta; Hemiptera; Delphacidae
Product: transmembrane protein 181
Exons: 13
Coding region: 323-1927 (534 amino acids)
Molecular function (GO): toxic substance binding
Source: RefSeq, a predicted model, not a curated record
AAUAAAUAGGUUUGCAAGUUCAGCAUUCAGCUACUCAUGCUUCUUUCAUUCUGCUGAGUCGGGUUAGUUCCUUGAAUAGGUUUAGAUUUGUGGGAAGGGAGACGCUUCAGUGUAGGAGGAGUGAGGAGUGGGGGAAAGAGGAAGGGGAUGGAUCAAUACUCAACUGCUUCCUCCAAUAGUACGGGACUUUGUAACAGCUGUUGGAGUACAGCAAGAGACAACUUCUUUCCAUUACACUUCCUAUUUUCAACUUGAAUCGUACACCUGCAGUUAUUGGUGUAGUAGUGGUUUGUCCUUAUCAUAUCACAAAAACAAAGAAAAAAUGGCCAAGUCUGACACUUCCAAUCUCGGCUAUGCCUAUCAUUUGCCUUCAGGGGGCUGUUUGAUGAGAAUCAGGAAUGCGUUAUCCCAGUUCAGUGAUCUUUUCAGUGAGUUCAAUAGAUACAUUGCACCAGCCUAUCAUCAUGACCGAUGCGAAAGGUCGGUUCAAAUGAGAUUAUACUCGAUGCAUAAAAGAGAAUUUGUGAUGGUAUUUAUAGGAUUCUUUGCGUUUAUUGGUCUAGGAUUGUCUAUCGGAUUAGCUGGUCCUCCAAUAACCAUUACCAGUAAACAUAAAGCAACUGAUUUACUUCAAAGGCAAAACUUCACAAGUAGCAUAUCCUCAGGGCCUUUUGUCAUGAAGAGUCCUGCAAUGUCUACUUACUGCCAGCAAUUGUGGGUUAUUGCCAUGGUUGAGACUGAUAAUACUGAUGAUGAAAAAUUCGACAAGAGCUUCCAUGUAAGCGUAGUGAUCGAUGGACUUCUCGCCGACAGUAAUCUAGUCAAUGUAAUGCGCAGAGACAGUGCACAUAAUAGGACAAGACAUUUGCGUUGCGAAAAACAAUUCUGUGAUCAAGUGACGGUCGCUCAUCUUGGAUUUUUAGAUUACAAGUAUUAUGUUCUCACUGUCUACUUCUAUGAUCUAGAAAGCUUCCAUAAGCGAUACCAUAUAAGCGAGAUCACUUUCUAUUUCAAAAGUUACAAUCCAGGUUUCACCCAGAUUGAAAUCUGGUUUCGCUUCAUAUUCCUCCUCUCCACAUUCAUUGUAUCCUGCUGGUUUGGUCAUAAUUUGAGAAAAUAUCCCGUUUAUGAUUGGUCAAUAGAACAGAAAUGGAUGUCUGUACUUCUUCCUCUAUUGUUGCUGUAUAACGAUCCUAUAUUUCCAAUGACGUUCCUAGUAAAUUCAUGGCUACCAGGAAUGCUGGAUGCGAUAUUUCAAGCCUCGUUUCUGUGUGCGUUACUGAUGUUCUGGCUCUGCAUUUAUCAUGGAUUGCGACAGAAUGAGAGGAGAAUUUUGACAUUUUACUUGCCGAAAUUGUUGCUUGUUGGUCCCCUGUGGGUGUGUGCUGUGGUCAUGGCCACCUGGCAGAAAUUGAAUGAACUGGAGGAUCCCACCUACAGCUACAAGCUUGACACGUCCAACUUCUAUAGUUUUAAGGUUUUCUUCUUCAUAUUUGUGGGCCUGUAUCUCACCUACCUUUUGUGCCUUAUUUUGCGUGCGUACAGUGAGCUUCGCUCAAUGCCUUUUUUUGAUAUGCGACUGAAGUUUAUGACGUUGUUAGUUAUGAUUGUAUUGUCCAUAAGUAUUACAAUAACAAUAAUGAGGUUCGGAGUAGGAGUACUAGAAGAUAAUUUUGUGGCCGAACUGUCAACCCAUUACCAGAGUUCAGCACAGUUCAUGGGAUUCUACGGACUAUUGAAUUUCUACCUCUACACGAUGGCUUACGUGUACUCGCCGUCUAAUAGAACAGUUUUUGAAACGGCCAUAACUAAAGAUAAUCCGGCGUUCUCGAUGAUCAACGACUCUGAUGAGGAUGUGAUCUAUGGAUCAGACGAAGAGAGCAGACGUCCGCUCAAUAGGAGCUACAAUGAAGAUGAUAGCGACUAAAAAAAUCGAUAUUAUAUUUUAUAUAAGUAAUCGAUAUAAUCAAAUGAAAGGAACUAUAUGUUCAAGCUAUAGGAAGAAGAAACCUUUGAUUUUAAAACCGAUAUAGUAAAAAGAUUCUCGAUUGUUGGAAAAUUGGAAUUGAUAUAGUAUAGAAAUGAUAGAUUGGGAUAGUAAAUUGAGAUGAUAGAGAGGCUAGGAAGAUUGAAAGAUCUUUAGAACUGAUGUAUGUAAGUUAUGUAUUAACAUCUCACAAAAAUGUGAGUAUUUCUUCCUCCUCCACCUAGAAACUGUAUAGAACUUGGAUAUCAUAUUUUGUAUAAUUAAUUAUCCUAUACUUGAUGCAUAUUUUGAAACAAUAAGUCACAUAUACCCAACGUUAUUAGACAUAUCUGUCUACUAACUGACAUAUACCUACUUCGUAUCCUGAAUAUAUAAGAUUGAUAUAAGACAAUAUUCACUAUAAAUAUACUGUCCCUGUAUCACUUAUUGAUUGAUAUAUCAUUAAACUAUUAAGCUAUACGAAUCUCAUAAGUCCAGCCCCAUGGAGACCGAUCUGAGAUAUUUAUGUAGAGACAAAUAAAGCUUUUUAAUAGGGUUGCUUGAAUGUUUACUUAUAGAAAAUAACUAGUACCUUUGUAAUAUAAUUAAAGUAAACACGACUUAUUUAUUGUUUAGAUGUCUAUAUGUAGGCUAUAUGUUUAUAUGUAUAUGUUGACACGAUUUAUGUCAUUAAGUGUCAAAAUCAAAAUGACGAAACAUGAAAAACACAAUAACAUAAAUGUUGAAACUAGUCGUGUUCAAUUUAAAAUAUCACAAGGGUACUAGUUAUUUUCUAAAAUCAGAUUCAGAAACCUAUAGGAUUGCAGAUCGCAGAUCGCUCUCUGUGAGACCGGGCCUUAAUGGCAAAUAUAAUAUUCUCCUUCCAUAUCCUUAUUUUAUUUUUUAAUUAAAUCUACUCUGACAAAAAAUGAUUGAUUGCCAUCUUGAAACAAGAAUUACAAAAUUCUUCAGAUUUUGCCUUGUUUAUUAUAUUGAAGUGAAAUAAAAGCGCUUUUUUAGAUAAAAACAAUAACCGCUUUUAUUUCACCUUAGCAAUAUUGUUUUCUCCUUAAAGCACUUUUUUCACCUUGAUAUGAAUUAAUUUCAUAUCUCUGUUCAUAGUGUGGAUUCUAUUUUAUUAAUAAUGUGAAAGACAUUUUUAGAAUUCAACUAAUGGAACUUUUGAAUACCAAAAUCCAAUUUAUCAUUAUAUUAAUAAAUUAAUCAAAAAAUCUGUAUGGGCCUAAUGUCCUGUUCAAAGAACUUUCGGUUUUUUUCGAAUAACACCUUCCCUGUAAUACUGAAAUAUAUUGCAAUAUAUUGAUGCAUGUAUUUGAAUAAAUUGUUUUCAGUUACCAGUUUUAUAGUCCAUGUUUGUUUUUUAUGUUUAUUCUUAUAUCUUGAGACAAGGGAUCAUUCCCAUAUUAUGAUCCUGAAGAAGUGAAGAUGGAAAUGAAUACUGAUUGAUGUCUUGGAAGCCAUACGCUAAAUAAAUAAAAUGCAAUAUAUGUGCAAUAUUAAAUUUCGUUAUCUUAAUAUCCUAACAGAAAAUAUCCUAAACUGUACUGUAACCAACAUAAACAAUAAUGUGUAUUAUAUUAGGCUAUAUAUAAGUUAGAAGUGAUUAUUUCGUUGAUGUUGAAUAAUAAUUAAUUCAGAAUAAUAAAUAAUUUGAAAACUAUUCAAUUCAUGAAUUAUCUUAUUGAAUAUUAUCUCAAGUUUACUCUCAGAUUUUCUGUUAGCAUUGUUGAUUAUUCUCAGUACAAUUCCUUACUAUCGCGAUUUGAUUACUAUCAUCAGAUUUUACUCUAUACUUGAGUUUUAAGAGAUGUUGGUGCCAUAUUAAUGCACAAUUAGCCGUGUGUAUUGAUGUACCUGAAGUGAUUUGUAUUAUAUAAUAUUGUAAUUUUUGUAAAAAACAUGUCUUUCUAUGAACUAGUCAUACUAACUAUAUCAAUAUUGUGUUAUACUAACGUUCAAUGUAGUAACCAUUUAUUAUCGAAGUACCUGUCCGAUUUAUUAUUGUAAGGGUUUUCGACUCCUUCCGCUAGAUUAUAAUAAUCGAUUAUUGUUGAUAUAGAGCGUAGAUGGUUGCUUUCACAUCUGUCCAGUAUUUGAAUUAGUUUAUAACUUUUGUAAUGAGUAAGUUACAUAAUGAACGUUUCUAUGUUUGAAUCAGUUAAUAAACAACAUGUUGAU